AUGGAGCUCAUCGACAGCGGGUUGGCGCUGAUGGAGAUCUCCAUGGGCGAGUCCAGUACAAAGACGAGGAUGAAGAGCAUUAGAGAGGCGGAGCAAACCAAUCUGAGGCGCAUCAGAGAGUCGCAGGAGAGGAUCCGGAGGAGGCAGGAGCAACUUGUUCGCGAUCCACAGCCACCUCUUCGCUACGAGUUUGAGAAGGCUCCUACAGAUGAGCAGGAGGCUGAGGACUACCGUCAAAUGUGGGAGACGUGUUUUCGCCACAAUUUCGGUUCAAUCGACGCGGAAACUUCUCUUGGCCCCAUUUAUACAACCGGAACCAUCCCAGCAGAUGCUCUUCCGGAGAGUUGCAUGCAGAUCUUCUCCAUCAAAGUCACCGACCUAAAUAAUGAUCUCAGCUUGCCACUGGAGGUUCAUGGCUUUGUUGCUGCCAGGGAUUCGGUAGAUCGUAAACGCAACUAUCUCUUCAGACGCACCAGGGAUAACUGCCAAACCCUCACUCCAAAGGAUCCAUUCUUGCACUUAACAGGCCCCUCUCGGGCGGUUCUGUUAGUUGACCCUGUCGGGAUUGAAGUUCAGCUAAAAGUAAAGGGCAAAAAGGAGUCUGAAGAUGAAGUGUUAGCUUUCAAAUGUUUUUAUUUCCACGAAAGGUAUCAUUUAGAAGAUGGGAUCCGUUUUCGCAUCCCCAGCAAGCGUUGCAUGCUUGAGUUUGCUUUGGCAGUGCUGCCUAUGUCAGUUGAGGCCAUUGUGGGCAUCCGAGUUGUUGAUGGGUCAUGGCCUGAUCAUUGUCCAGGGUUACUUGUUUGCAGUACCAACAGUGUAAAAGAAGGGAAAGUGGUGCUGCUUGAUUUUCAAAAUGGAGAGCUGCCUACCAAGUCAGAUGGUGUGGUUGAGCUUGCAAGGCGUGUUGUUUCUGUUGAUUACCCAGAGGGAAAACUUACUGUUUCUGUGGAGGCCUCGCGGGAUCGGUUUUCUGCACGGGGUACAGUCGACUUUGGGAUGAAAGUGCCAAGGGGAAGUACUACUCGCACAUGUGAUCUGGUUUUCUGCAAAAUGCUAGUUACAGUUUCUUGGUCCCUUGUUUCUUGCUAUCGGGUUUAA
Molecule: messenger RNA, 1098 nt
Organism: Triticum turgidum subsp. durum (durum wheat)
Lineage: Eukaryota; Viridiplantae; Streptophyta; Magnoliopsida; Poales; Poaceae
Source: the annotation of a GenBank genome assembly